Amoebophrya sp. A120 is the source of this 681-nucleotide messenger RNA. The record is from the annotation of a GenBank genome assembly. NCBI's taxonomy places the organism in Eukaryota, Dinophyceae, Syndiniales, Amoebophryaceae.
CCCUAGCAGCGAAAACCACAAUCGGGCGGGAUGAAACCGCAAGCCCAGUACAACAUUUAGAACAGGACCAACAGGACAAACACACGUCUAAAAAUGGCAAGAGCCUCAGGAAGACCAUCAUCGGGUUUUCAAACGCUGCGCUUCGCGACCUUGGUCUCAUAGGGCUCUGGUCCCCCGUGCGAACUUUUUUCCGCGGGCAGUGGCGCGAAGUCUUUGCCGACGGGGGUUUUGAGGAAGUAGGAGAUGAAAAAGAAAAAGAAGCGCAAAAUGGAAGAUAUGCAACCGAGGACCAUGACGGAACCACCACCCGCAUUUCCUAUAAUACCGAUUCCUUCCCCCCCGGACAAGCGAGAACGCUACGCUUCACGUUGGACCCGCAGACGAACCACGUGCUGCGACUGCGCAUCAUCAGAACCAAAGACCAUAGAGGAGCGGAUAUUUUGUUGUUUCAGCAACUGUUCUCGGCUGGAACUGGAAGUACUGGAAAUUCUAGCGGUAAAGAAGGCGGAAGCGCGACGGAAGGAACUACGCUCGUCUACUCCGAGAGCAUUCAGAGCAACUACGCGGUUUCAUCAGUGGCAGAAGGCGAUUCUUUUCCUGGAACGGCAUAUCGCAACGCUUCAGCGUUUUUGGAAGACAGCCACCCGGAACCGCAGACGGCGUUUCCUGUGUUCCUUUCGG